AUGGAGGCGGCCGGGCAGCGGGAGCAGGCCGGCGCGGCGGCCAACGGCAGCGCGCGGGAGCUCGGCCGGCCGGAGCGCUCCAACGGCAGCGCGCAGUUCGCCGGCGUGCAGCUCGUGCAGUCCUUCAAGCCGCUCAUCGUGCCCUGCUACGCCCUGCUGCUGCUCGUGGGGCUCCUGGGCAACUCGCUGCUCCUCUACGUCAUCUGCAAGACCAAGAAGAUGCACAACGUCACCAACUUCUUCCUCGGCAACCUGGCCUUCUCGGACAUGCUCAUGUGCGCCACGUGCGUGCCCUUCACGCUGGCCUAUGCCCUGAGCCCCCACGGCUGGAUCUUCGGCAGGUUCCUCUGCUACUUCGUGUUCCUCAUGCAGCCCGUGAGCGUCUACGUGUCCGUCUUCACGCUCACGGCCAUCGCCGUCGACAGGUACCACGCCACGGUGCACCCGCUGCGCGGGCGCCUGUCGGCGCGCGCCUGCGCCGCCGUGCUGGGCGGCAUCUGGCUGCUGUCGUGCGCCGCGGCGGCGCCGGCCGUCGCGCACACCUACCACGUGGAGUUCCGCCGCGAAGGCUUCGCCAUCUGCGAGGAGUUCUGGGUGGCGGCGGAGCGGCAGCGCCUGGCCUACGCCUACGGCACCCUGCUGCUCACCUACGUGCUGCCGCUCUCGGCCGUGUCCCUCUCCUACAUCUGCAUCACGGUGAAGCUCAGGAACCGCGUGGUGCCCGGGCACGCCACGCAGAGCCAGGCCGAGCUCGAGCGGCUGAGGAAGAGGAAGAUCUUCCGCCUCGUCGUGCUGCUGGUGGCGGCCUUCGGCGUCUGCUGGCUCCCCAUCCACGCCUUCAACGUCAUCCGCGACAUCGACGUCGGCCUCGUCGACAAGCGCUACUUCCUGCUCAUCCAGCUGCUGUGCCACUGGUUCGCCAUGAGCUCCUCGUGCUGCAACCCCUUCCUCUACGCCUGGCUGCACGACCGCUUCCGCGGCGAGCUCAGGAAGAUGUUGGCGCCGGGGCGGAGGGUCCUCCCCGGUGGAGCCGGCAGCGCCGCGCUCUGA
Messenger RNA from Nothoprocta perdicaria, 1050 nucleotides. Its product is annotated as prolactin-releasing peptide receptor-like. Gene Ontology annotation, biological process: G protein-coupled receptor signaling pathway. The transcript has 2 exons. The record is from RefSeq and is a predicted model, not a curated record. NCBI's taxonomy places the organism in Eukaryota, Metazoa, Chordata, Aves, Tinamiformes, Tinamidae. Bases 1 to 1050 code for a protein of 349 amino acids. Gene Ontology annotation, molecular function: neuropeptide binding; neuropeptide Y receptor activity. Gene Ontology annotation, cellular component: neuron projection; plasma membrane.